Messenger RNA from Penaeus indicus, 1545 nucleotides. RefSeq lists its product as uncharacterized. NCBI's taxonomy places the organism in Eukaryota, Metazoa, Arthropoda, Malacostraca, Decapoda, Penaeidae. Gene Ontology annotation, cellular component: nucleus. Gene Ontology annotation, biological process: chromatin remodeling. The coding region runs from base 1 to 1545 and encodes 514 amino acids. The transcript has 5 exons. The record is from RefSeq and is a predicted model, not a curated record.
AUGAUCCUGCUCACUAGGUUAUCUCUGUUCGAAACCACCCUGGGUGGAGGAAGCCUGAAGGACAACCUAGGAAGUAGUCUUAGAGACAGGCCAAGCCCCUGCCUCACCAUGAGGGACCCUCCUAAACGUCGUGCUCUAAAUUCCUUUGGUGUUCACUGGCGAGGCCGAGAGGGGGAUUCUGAUGACUGGGCAGUUCAGCAUCUCCAUAUAUUUUGCCCAGGUCUGCGCCCUGGAGAGGUCACUCCAGCUUCACUGUACAGUGUAGGUCUAACACAGAAGGCAGCAGUUACAGGUUAUAAGUCCAUGCUCGAUUGGCGUAAAGAACCUGAUGAGCCCCGAAUACACGGAGUCGGCUUUGCCGUCAAGAACAGCCUUUUAACGUCAGUGGAGCCUCCAACUGGUGGCACAGAAUGUAUCCUGUCGCUCUGCCUUGCCACAGCUGCAGGGACUGUCAACAUCUUCAGCAUUUAUGCUCCUACUCUGAGUAGUUCAGAAGACGUCAAGGACCAUUUCUACGACGAGCUUGAGACCCAUAUUGGCAGGAUACCACCUGCAGAGCCACUUCUCCUUCUUGGCGAUUUCAACGCGAGCGUUGGGUCUGACCAUCAGUCGUGGCCAUCUUGCAUCGGACAUGACGGUGUCGGAAAAAGGAAUGACAAUGGACAGAGGUUGCUGGAACUGUGCUCAUCCCACAGUCUUUGCGUCACCAACACCUACUUCCAGUCCAAACUACAACACAGAGUGUUGUGGAAACACCCAAGACGCUCUGCUCUCAGCACUGUUCUUGAAACGAGAAGCUACCACAGCGCCGACUGUGACACAGAUCACACCCUGGUGUGCAGCAAAGAAUUUGUAGCUUCCAUCGAACAGACACUCCUAGACCUAACAGAACAGGAUGCCGUUGCAAGAUGGAACACAAUCAGAGAGGCUAAUUACGCCUCGAUCUUAGCCUUUGGUAAAAGAGAAAGGAAGAACCACGACUGGUUCGACGCCAACCUGUCAGCAACGGAGCCAGUCAUCGAAGCCAAGCGCAAAGCCCUUCUGGCAUACAAGAACUCCCCCAGUGAGAAGACACUCGCAGCACUGAGAACUGCAUGUAACAAUGCACAAAGUGUUGCAAGACGAUGUGCCAACAACUAUUGGCUGAAAUUGUGCGAGGACAUCCAGCGUUUAGCUGACAGUGGGAAUGUUCGUGGCAUAUUUGACAGGAUCAAGAAGGCAGUUGGACCAGAAGUGAAAAAGACUGCACCACUCAAGCCUACAACAGGCGAGACCAUCACUGAUCGUGAACAGCAGAUGAAACGAUGGGUCGAGCAUUAUUCAGAGCUCUACACCUGGGAAACAGAGGUCACAGAAGCCGCCCUGGAUGCCACUGACGACCUGCCAGUGAUGGAAGAACUCGACCAAGUGCCAACGUUAGAUGAGCUUAGUAAAGCCAUCGACAUGCUGCCCAGUGGAAAAGCGCCAGGCAGUGACGGCAUUCCAGCCGAAGUGAUCAAGGGUGGGAAGCCAGCAUUGCUACAGCCUCUGUACUACCUGUUUUGA